AUGACUGCCGUCUUCCAUAACUCACUGCUUUUUCUACUUCCUUUCAGCUUGACCGGGAAAGAAGCUCUGACCCACUUCCCAUCCCUGGGACCCUCCACAAACUCUGCCCAGGGGAAGGUCCAUGUGAAGCAAUGUGACUUGCUGAAGCUGUCCCGCAAGCAGAAGAGGCUUUGCCGGAGGGAGCCUGGCUUGGCAGAGACCUUGCGGGAUGCCAUCCGGCUUGGGAUCAUGGAGUGCCAGUACCAGUUUCGCAGCGAGCGCUGGAACUGCAGCCUGGAAGGACGGACCAGCCUGCUGAAGCGAGGUUUUAAGGAAACUGCCUUCCUCUAUGCAGUGUCCUCUGCAGCCCUCACCCACUCCUUGGCCAGAGCAUGCAGUGCUGGGCGCAUGGAGCGCUGCACCUGUGAUGACUCCCCGGACCUGGAGAACCGCAAGGCCUGGCAAUGGGGCGUUUGUGGAGACAACCUCAAAUACAGCACCAAGUUCCUGAAAAAAUUCUUGGGUCAGAAGAGGAUUGGCAAAGACCUGCGGGCCAAGGUGGACAUCCACAACACCAAUGUUGGCAUCAAGGCUGUGAAAAAUGGUCUAAAAACCACAUGCAAGUGCCAUGGUGUCUCUGGCUCAUGUGCUGUCCGGACAUGCUGGAAGCAGCUUUCGCCUUUCCAUGAGAUUGGACGACUGUUGAAGCUGCGCUAUGAUGAUGCUGUCAAGGUCUUCAGCACCACCAAUGAUGCUGUGGGACACUCGGAGCUGGCUGGCCCACAGAGACACAGUCACUCCCCCAAGCACCCCUCUUCGCCCCGCUCUACUGACCUGGUGUAUGUGGAAGACUCCCCCAGUUUCUGUCGUCCCAGCAAAUACUCAUUGGGAACUGCUGGGAGGACUUGCUCUCGGGAAGGCAACUGUGACAGCAUGUGCUGUGGACGAGGCUAUAACACCCAGAGCCGGCUGGUUACCUUCUCUUGCCACUGCCAGGUGCAGUGGUGUUGCUAUGUUGAGUGCCAACAGUGCAUGCAGGAAGAGGUCGUCUACAGCUGCAAGCAGUAAAGUCAGUGCU
Opisthocomus hoazin is the source of this 1057-nucleotide messenger RNA. It is a transcript of the gene WNT9B, whose product is annotated as Wnt family member 9B. The record is from RefSeq and is a predicted model, not a curated record. Gene Ontology annotation, biological process: cell fate commitment; multicellular organism development; canonical Wnt signaling pathway. Gene Ontology annotation, cellular component: extracellular region. Lineage: Eukaryota; Metazoa; Chordata; Aves; Opisthocomiformes; Opisthocomidae. Gene Ontology annotation, molecular function: cytokine activity; frizzled binding.